This is a messenger RNA of Exserohilum turcica Et28A, 1761 nucleotides long. RefSeq lists its product as uncharacterized. The record is from RefSeq and is a predicted model, not a curated record. Lineage: Eukaryota; Fungi; Ascomycota; Dothideomycetes; Pleosporales; Pleosporaceae. The transcript has 3 exons. Gene Ontology annotation, molecular function: oxidoreductase activity. The coding region runs from base 1 to 1761 and encodes 586 amino acids.
AUGGCGGGCGGCAACAACAAGGACGGAAAGAAGAAGAGGGUGCUCGUUGUCGGAGCUGGAGCCGCAGGAAUGUCGUGUGCCCAUCACCUGUCUGAGCACCCGGACAAAUUCGACGUGACCCUCAUCGACGCAGUUGAUUAUUGUGGAGGCCAGGCUUUCUCCAUUGAAAUCGACAAGCAGCGUCAUGGCGCCGAAUGGCUCAACCAAGGUGUGCAAGGUGGAAGUUAUAUUUUCCACCAUACCAUGACCAUGUUUGCGAGGCAGGGCCAUCACGCAGAUCCAGUCAAUCUCCAUGUAUCGUUCGGCAAGGACGACAACUUCUGGACCAAUGUCUUUCCCACGCAGCUCCUCGCAAAGCACCAGAAGGAAAUCCGGCGAUUCAACAGGAUGCUCAAGAUUGUGCGCUGGUUUGAGCUCUUCUUCGCCCUGAUUCCAAUCAAGAUUCUCUUCAAGAUGUUUUGGUUCUCUGAAGAGUUUACAAACACGGUUGCCAUGCCCAUGAUUGCGCUGUUUCUGGGUACGGGAAACGAGACGCCCAAUGUACCCAGCAUCAUUCUUGAGCGGCUGUGCACUAGCCCCACGUACGGAAUGUGGUACCCGCCCGACAAGCACAGUAUUGUUAGCAACUUGCCGCCAAUGGUCGUGUUUCCCAAGUUUAGCGAGUUUUAUGAACGCUGGAGACAGGACUUGCUCAAGAGGGGUGUCAAUGUUCGGUUGUCGACGGAAAUCACGCAAGUGGUCAAACGAGACAAGACGGGUGUCACUGUGAAGCUGAUCAAGCGCACGCCUAAGCCUGAUGCGCAUAACCCUAACAGUGUGCAUGUGCCAUACGAUGACGAGCACAACGCUGAUGCCGAUGCGGUGGAGAAAGAGGAGCAUUAUGAUGAGCUGAUUCUCUGCGUGCUCGCCGACACUGCAAAACGCAUCCUCGAACCAACCGCCUCCCUCCGCGAGAAGCGCGUGCUCGGCUCCGCAAAAUUCUCAAACGACAUCACCGUAACCCACUGGGACGCAGACUACAUGCGCAAGCACUACGAGAACUUCUACAGCCCAGAGCAAGCCGUCUCGCAGCUCAGCAACACAGACCAAUCAUCGCGCAACCAAUGGGCAGAAAAACGCUUCAAACCAAUGUACUACAUCAAAAUGUACCCGCAGGACCGCUCCAAGCUCGAAAUGUGCUUCGACUGCACAAACUACCAAUCGCAGUUCCCGCCAGACGUACCCUUUGACCAGCACGUGUUCCAAACCAUCUACCUCAACAAAGAGCGCGACGGCCACCUCUGGAGCAUCGACGAGAUCAACAAGGACAAGAUCAUCCGCCAGGACUGGUGGCACCAGCUCUGCCACUCAUGGACCCACUACCUGUUCGUGGUGCCGUGGAUGUGGGCGCUCCAGGGCCGACGCCACACGCGCUUCGCCGCCGCCUGGACCCUCAUCAACGCCCACGAAGUCGCCGUCAUGAGCGGCAUCGCCGCCGCCGUCGACCUCGGCGCCACGUACCCUGCCGAUCUCGAGCGCGACAAAUUCGCCCUCCUCAGCUUCAGACUCUACUACCUCCUUGCGUACGGCAAGUGGUAUCGCAGGAAAGCUACUGUGCAGAGUAGAGACGGCACUGGCAAAGACUGGGCCAGUGGCUUGUAUGGAAGUGUGUAUAGGGGUCCGGGUGUUAGCGAUGUCGAGCGCAGGCAGUGGAGAGAGGAUAAUGACAUUCAGAGUGAGCCUGUAAAGUACGCGUUUCCCGAGAAUGCGGGGAAUAGGUAG